This is a messenger RNA of Pseudophryne corroboree (corroboree frog), 4003 nucleotides long. RefSeq names its product ankyrin repeat and sterile alpha motif domain containing 1A (gene ANKS1A). Bases 105 to 3437 code for a protein of 1110 amino acids. The transcript is spliced from 28 exons. Gene Ontology annotation, cellular component: cytosol. Gene Ontology annotation, biological process: ephrin receptor signaling pathway. The record is from RefSeq and is a predicted model, not a curated record. NCBI's taxonomy places the organism in Eukaryota, Metazoa, Chordata, Amphibia, Anura, Myobatrachidae. Gene Ontology annotation, molecular function: ephrin receptor binding.
UUUCAACAAACUUUAUUGAGCAGAGCAGCCUAAAGCAGUAAGUGGCGGAGCACGGCUAUAUGCGUGUCAUGGCGUAACGCAGGAGUACACAAACCCGUGGAUUAAUGGAAUGUGCGUACGACGUAGGACGCUUGUCUCGGAAGUGGCGGCGGAGGCGUGGUUGCCGGGGUGACGGCGGGAUGGGGAAAGAGCAGGAGCUCCUGGAAGCCGCCCGUACCGGUAACCGGGCAGCGGUAGAAAGGUUGUUAGGUGGGAAGCGGCUAAGUGGAGCCGGUCCCGGUGGGGCGGCGGGGGGAGGAGCCGGAGGAAGUGGAGGAGGAUCUGCCAGUCACCCACUCAGCAGCCUGCUCAGUAUCUGGCGCGGCCCCAAUGUAAAUUGUGUUGACAGCUCAGGAUACACCCCAUUGCACCAUGCCUCUCUUAAUGGACACAAGGAAGUGGUGGAGGUUCUUUUGAGGAAUGAAGCUGUAACAAAUAUUGCAGACUGUAAAGGAUGUUUCCCAUUACAUCUGGCAGCAUGGAAGGGAGAUGCUCACAUUGUACGUCUACUCAUUCAUCACGGACCUUCACAUGCUAAGGUCAACGAGCAGAAUUGCCCAGAAGUGAAAAAGUAUGGCCCCUUCCAUCCUUAUGUGAAUGCUAAGAACAAUGAUAAUGAGACUGCUCUGCACUGUGCAGCCCAGUAUGGACAUACUGAGGUGGUUCGUGUUUUGCUGGAGGAACUGACAGACCCUACAAUGCGUAAUAACAAGAUGGAGACGCCACUUGAUCUGGCAGCUUUAUAUGGGCGCUUGGAAGUAGUGAAGCUUCUCCUCAAUGCACACCCUAACUUGUUGAGCUGCCACACAAGGAAGCACACUCCUCUUCAUCUGGCUGCUCGCAAUGGGCACCGAGCAGUUGUCCGAAUUUUGCUCGAUGCUGCCAUGGACAUCAACUACCAGACAGAAAAAGGAAGUGCUUUGCAUGAAGCUGCCUUAUUUGGGAAAACCGAUGUGGUACAGAUGCUUCUAGAUGCAGGAAUUGAUGUCAGCAUCACAGACAACAAAGGAAUGACAGCGCUGGACAUUGUGCAGGAGUUGCCUUCACAGAAAAGCCAACAGAUAGCUUCUCUUGUACAGGGCCAUAAUUCAGCCAGACCUCCAGUAAAAGAACCAGAAUUUGAGCUGGUCCCAGUGCCUAGUUCAUCUGUUUGUACUGAUUCACAAGCAGGUAGUAUGCAAAGAGCACUACUAGAUUUGCGGUUGGAUUUAGACUGCAUCUCCCAAACAGAAUCCCCAUAUGAAGCACUGUACAAUGCUUCUUCUUGUCAUUCUUUGGAUAGCAUAUGUAGCGGACGCUCAUCUGACAGAGACUCUCUGUGUCGUGAAAUUGCGAAGUCUAGACUGAAGGAACGACCACCUCCACCCGCUAAGCCUCCGCCAGAAGAUGAAGAAGAGUUGGAGAGGAGGCAUAGUGCAGGUGCUAAUCGGGAAGCCCUUGGAAAUAGACACAUUAGUCACGAGGAGGAGGAGAACCCAUAUGAGCUGCUACUUACUGCCGAGACCAAAAGACCUGAUGAUCAAGCAGGGGUACUGCAUUCGCAAGGAGACUUUGGAAACCCUCAGCCUCAGGUCAGAGUACGACACUCAGCUCUUCCACAGGAUCCCUCUCGCCCUGCAAACCGCCGUGGUUCUUCUGAUUUAUCCAGUGGCCAUUCUGAAGGAGAAUCACACGGGUCUGAGAGGCCAAACAGUGGGCAGCGUAGGAGCAGUUCAGGAGGAUGGAGCUUGGCUUCUGCUGAUAGCUCGGACUCCCAUAUGCUUCAGCACUUCUCUGGACUUCUUCAUGGUUCUUCUCCGGUUUGUGAAGUUCGGGAUCCUCCUGUACCUUGUGACCCUCCCAGCACAGACAGCUGUAGAAACGGUGCUGCCUCACACAUGGAAUUGCCUCUCCGUCGUAGUCUCUCCAAAUCUGACUCUGACUUGUUAACAUGUUCCCCCCCAGCCGUUGGUGAAGGCGAAGACUGGAGCCGCAGCGAAUCUCUCACUAAUUGUGCUGCUGGAGGCAGCAAGAAGAGAUUAGAGAAGUCCCCUUCCUUCACUUCUGAGUGGGAUGAGAGCCUUCAAUUGGCCCCAGAACGACUGCCCAAACAAUACAUCGAUAAGAUAAUGAGUUCCAUUGGUCAGGGCAUAGAAUUUUCUCAGGAGCAACAGGUCAUGGCAGGGUCUCGUAUUCCAGGUCAAAGUGUAGCCCAGUGGUUAGAAUCUCUGGGUCUUCUGCAGUAUGAGAGCAAAUUUGUAUUAAACGGCUUUGAUGAUAUUCGUUUUUUGACAGAUAAUAUUCUAGAGGAUCAGGACCUGAUAGACAUAGGAAUCACAGAUAUGCAGCAUCGCCGCCGACUUCUACAGGCUGCCCAUUCCUUACCAAAGCUCUUCCCACUCUCAUGGGAUCUGUCUGUAACGUCAUGGCUGCGGGCCCUCUCCCUUCAGCAGUAUGCUUCCAGCUUUCUAAGUAGUGGUUAUACCUCUAUGGAAACACUUCGCAGUUUAUGGGAGCUUGAGAUUGUCAAUGUUUUAAAAGUAAAUUUAUUGGGCCACAGAAAAAGGAUCUUGGCAUCACUGGCAGAAAGACCAUGCGAAGAUCCUCCCCAAAAACCUCCUCGAUUCUCACAGCUGCGGUAUCAUGAUGUCCUCCCUCGUUCUUUGCCAUCGAUUCCAUUAGGAGAUCAGGAUGCUGGAAUGGAAUCAGGAAGAAGUAGGGUAGAAUCAACAGAAAGCAGAGAGCGUCACAAACGUCUAGAGUCCACUAAGGAGGAAGAAUCUAGAUUAACUUUGCGACCCCCAAGUCUGGCCACUUCCUAUGCCCCGCUUCAGAACUGGCAGCACCAGCCUGAAAAGUUGAUAUUUGACUCAUGUGGUUAUGAAGCUAGUUAUUUGGGAUCAAUGCAAAUCAAAGAUCUGCGUGGGACAGAGUCCACCCAGGAUGCCUGUGCCAAAAUGAGGAAGUCCACAGAGCAGAUGAAAAAAAUUCCAAGAAUUACCCUUUCCAUCAGCUACAAAGGCGUGAAGUUCAUUGAUGCAUCAAAUCAGAAUGUAAUUGCAGAACAUGAGAUACGAAACAUAUCAUGUGCAGCUCAGGAUCCGGAGGACUUAUGCACAUUUGCCUAUAUCACCAAGGAUCUGCAGACCAGCCACCAUUACUGCCAUGUUUUCAGCACUGCCGAUGUGAACCAGGCCUAUGAAAUUAUUCUCACUCUAGGACAGGCCUUUGAGGUUGCUUAUCAACUGGCCAUACAGGCCCAGAAAUCCCGUCUCCCUGAAGCAUUGGUCUCUCGACCCUCAAAACCUGUCCCUAAGCCACGUGGUAGUAUAAGGCGGCAGAAUAUGGAGUCCUUAGAAUGUGAGCAGCCCGUAGCCCCUCAUGGAAGUGUGUCAUGGACUGUGGACCCCAAGCAGUAGGCCGUAGCUUGCAUCUGAAUACUGGGCAGCAUACUGCAGUCAGCGGACGUCUGCUGUAAUUCCUCUGAUAUCUCUUCUAGGAAAUGAGGACAAUCGCAGACCCUAAGGAUGACAUAUAAACACCAUAUAAUGACAUAUAAACACUGACCAAGGAAAUGGAGUAGCUCUUACCUUUUCUUACAACUCGAGACUUGCUAAUGGCUUCUUAAUGGGAUUACAAUCGUUUUCCCUCCCUUUUACAAUAUUUUUUUUUUUUUUUAAGAAAACGUUGCUAGGGGGUAUGCAAGGAAAAGGGUAAUGUGAAGUUACUCCUCCUCCACUGAGACUCUCCAACAUGUAGCGUUACUAUUCCAUAAGUAACAAGACUGCUCUGUCCCAUCAUUUUUCUUUUACAAGAAGAUAACUGCACAACCAACUCUCCCAUCGCAAUGUAGCACUUUUAGAGUAAAGGUACCAGUACAGGACUUGCCCAUAGAAGGCAUUGUGACGCAUAUUUUAUUUGCUGAUUGAAUCUCAUCAAGUAAGAAUAGUCUAAUAAACCAUACAACCAAUCUUUUACUAUUCAA